GAGGAGUGUCGUGGUGCAUAGCGCUUCUAGCGCUCCUAGCCACAGUGACAACCGACACUAUAGAAGAAUUGAAAAACGAAUCGGUGGAAAGCGCAAGCACGUCCACUGGCAGUUCUCAAGAAGAUGAGGAGCCUAAAGAGGCGUGGAUGCGAGCCCCAGCUGGUGGGGUUUCGGUCAGGAGUGGGGAGGAUGCGCUGCUGACGUGUGUGGUGCUGGGGGCCAGGGGCCGGCCCGUGCUGUGGCGGAGGUCCAGGGACCUGCAGCUGCUGACUGCGGGCGGUGUCAGAGUCACGAGAGAUGACCGCAUACACGUCCUCCAUGAUGAUUCUGAGGAGCCCUUCCAAGGCCCGGGCAUAGCCAAGGGCGGUGACGUGUGGGCUCUGGUCAUCAAGUCCGUGAAGGCCUCCGACGCUGGCCUGUACAUGUGUGAGCUGAACACCGAACCACCUGUCAGGAGUUUCCACAAGCUUACAGUAAUCUCUCGAGGGCUAACCCCUCCUGAGAACCAGAACACAACUGACAGCUACUCUGCCAACGCGGCCACGCCGUCGUCAAUCGCGUUGGCACACAACUACACCGACUGCUGUCUGGCGUCCAACGUCAGCAAGGCCUGCCUCGGCUUCUGCAGCAUACAGACCAUCCUGGAGGGCACUGGGCAAGACCCGGAGACGUGCCAGCCUGACUUCCCUGCUAUUGUCAAAUGCAUGGCCGACGGCCGCAACCACGUGCCGUGCUGCGUGCAAGAGCGCGUGCCCGACAUCUGCCAGGACGUGUGCCGCGGCGAAUUCACGCCCGUCACCGACAACAUCAAGACGCACUACUCGUGCGCGUCUUACAUGGAGAAGACGCUAGCUUGCAUAGUUGAGGGCAUUGAAUUACUUCCAAGCCCGCCAGAGGAGGUGGAAAUCGAGCCACUCAACGAAAAACAAUUGAACGUUACGUGGAACCCUCCAAUCGAGAACACUGACACGGUCACAGAGUUCAUAGUCAACGUGACCACACUCAGGUCCUUCGACGCCCAUCUCAUAGACCCAUCCGAAAGUUCCAUGAAGAACACUACGAACAUGAAAAUGAGUCAGCCCAUGACUUUCAAAGUGCCAGCAAACAAAACCUUCCUGGUGCUAAACGAUCUUCUCCCAUUCACAAUGUACGAGGUCACAGUGACGUCGUAUAAUAUUCACGGCUCCAGCCUGCCAAGCUACGCGAUCAGAUCCCUCACAUUGACCCCUGGGAAGAUGAAGACCACAGAAGUGGCAGCGGCGCCAGAACUACCAGAUGUCCGACAAUGCUGCGUCUCAGCUGGAGUCAACUACUUUGGAUGCGUGGACAAGCUCUGUGACCCCACCAAAACCUUUGAGAUUGGCCUACAGGUCACAGAUCUGAUGAUAUGCGCUCCAUGGGCCGGCGUCACCUUCGGGUGCCUCGCCAAUGGAAUGGACCACACUCCUUGCUGUAGGGCAAGAGGAUUGCCAGAGAACUGCUUACCUCUGUGCAGUGGAAACAUUACGACGUUGGAUUUCAAUCAUUUCAAGUGUCUUCGCCAUAUGAGUUCUUACACCAACUGCCUUCUACAAGGCUAUGGAGUCCUCCCAGGGCCUCCGUCCAAGCUUCAUUUGACCAAUAUUGAUACCGACUACGCAGUUGUGCAUUGGUCGCCGCCUGCAGCGUUGGCUGACACUGUCCAGUUCUACAACUUGCAUUACAAGUCAUUGUCAACUGAUGAUGAUUACAGAGCUUUGGAGAGGGUACAUUCGCCAUACAUUCUUGAAGAUUUGGAAUCAAACACGGAUUACGAGAUUUACGUUGAAGCUGUAAAUGAGCAUGGAGUUGGAGCAUCAUCACCAAGGCUUAUAUUCAGAACUCAGAGUCAGUUGAUCGAGGAAGAAGAAGAAGCAGCCAACUCUUACAACGUCACAGAGUGCUGUGAGAGGGUACAGUUAGCCGGCGUCUGUAUGCCACUUUGCACGUACGAUGCCAAGAUGUCGGAUUUGAGGACGCUGGCUCCGCUCUGUGCUCAGGACUUCCACAAACUGCUGCGGUGUGGUGCUGGAGGUCGUAACCACGCCGCGUGCUGUGCGCGCCGCGGCGUGCCUGAGAAUUGUCGCGGAGUAUGCGCGGGCGCAUACUCUGGUGGAGUCAAUACAUGUGUCCCAUACAUCGGCAACAUCGUGCAAUGCUUUGAAGAGGGAACUGGCCUCUUACCUGGACCACCAAGACAACUGCACGCCCACAUUGACUCCAACGGAUCUCUCGCCCUGGAUUGGGUGGCACCAGACGACGCUGAUAACGGCACUGUCUACGUUGUGUUCUGGCAGCAACUCAGCAACGGAACUCAGCCUUAUAAUGCCAACACGCUGCCAUCGCUGACACAGGGAAUGCAAAUGAACACCACUGAGAAGUCGAUCGAAUUACGGGGCCUGGUUCCCAACAGCACCUACCGAAUGUUCGUGGUGGCGUCCAACCAGCACGGCUCCUCCAUACCUUCCAGCAUGAUCAUCUUCAACUUCACACAAGGCGAAGAGAAAGAAGUGAACGGCAUCCCGUCCCCGCCGCACUCGCUGGCGGUGUCCUCGCACUCCGCCACCUGGCUGACGCUGAGCUGGCAGCCGCCGCAGUUCUCGCUGCCCGACGAGAAGAUAUCCUACUCAUUGUACUUCAAAUCGCCCACGGUCCUGGCAGCGGCCAACGUGACGGUCAUCAACGUGACGGUCCCAGGAUACACCCUCGAGAAGCUGGUGCCCAACUCGCAGUACAUAGUGUGGGUUAAGGCGCAUACCGACGCCGGGGAUUCCCUGCCUUCGGAGACUCUGCUGGCAUGGACCGAUCCUGCCUACCCGGCGUAUGUGGAGCCCCCCACCGUGAACCCCGUCAACCUGGUGGUGGAAGGGUCCAGCAUGACGAUCCUGUGCAUCGCCAUGGGAACACCCACGCCCACCAUCUCUCUCUACAUAAGUGGUCGCCUGGUCCGGCAAGAGGUGACGCGGCACAUGGUGACGGUAAUCCACAACGUGACGCGCGACAUGGACGAGAUCGCGUGUUACGGGGACAACGGCUACGGGACCCCCAUGCAGGCUGCUAGGAAGAUCAACAUCUCACACGUGCCCACAAUCCAAGCAUCCGGCAUUACCAUGGCGGCGGCAGGAGACUCGGUCAUCCUGGAGUGCCGGGUCGAAGCUCUGCCCAAGCCUACUAUAGCUUUCUGGAGAGAUCCCACUGGCAGAACGCCGGUCAUCGAUGGACCCAACUACUCCAUACAACUUGUAGCUGAUCCUGAGGAACCAACAAAGUACACCAUGCGUCUCAUAAUCAAGAAGAUAUCGGAGCUAAGUGAAGGCGACUACUUCUGCCACGCGGAGAACGCGUUCGGGAAGACCCUCCGGCCGGUGUCUGUCAGACUGAGGCCCACCGCGCCGCACCACAACGUCACUGCUUGCUGUGUACAGAUGAACGUGUCGUCGGCCUGCAUAGACGCGUGCAACUUCCGUCUGGACAUGGAGAACAUCAUGGACCGGCCCGAGUGCAUGAACGACUUCGACAAGCUUAUGAAGUGCGCUGCCGACGGCUCAGAUCACCGUGGCUGCUGCGCCUCCUGGGGCGUGCCACGCGCGUGCCUUGAACUCUGCCGCGGCGGAGGCGUGUCGCGCUCCUGCGCAAUGCAGCACGCACGCCGCGCGUUGGCGUGCUUCAGAGACGCCGGCGCCAAGCUACCUGGACCGCCCAGGAACCUGAGGGCUCACCAGGCACCCACGCCUAAUGCAGUUCUGCUUAGCUGGGAGCCGCCCCUCAAGAACCCUCAAACCGUCUACCUGUACCGCGUGUUCUGGCGCGCGUACGGCGACAAGGUUCCAGAGAAGUUGGACACCAGCGAGACCAGCGUAGUCCUCACGGGUCUGCAGGACGACAAGCGCUACGAGUGCGUUGUCAAGUCCGCCAACGAUAUUGGCACAUCAUCUCUCAGUGAAGCCAUAAUCUUCACCACCGCGGGGCAGGACAACGGCGCGGCCGCCGCGCCCGUGACCGGAGCCGGCACCGCCACGGCGGUCGGCUUAGCAGUCGCCUUCAUACUAGUGGCAGCCAUCUUGCUGGCAGCUGCCCUGUACUACAGGCAUAGAAAGAAUCUUAGGUUAAAGGCGCAAGGAGGUGUUGCGUUUGAAAACCCAAGCUAUCUCAGGGAACCAAAUCCAGACACCGUAGUCAAUGGAACACUUCCAAACGGGAACGCGAAUGGAGGAAACGGUGUAGCGAAUGGCGUUUCGAAUAGCACAGCGUGGAGACAGGAGACCUUGCAGAAUCCAAGUACUGCCGUGCCCAGCCAGCGAGAGGUCGACCCCACGUUAUACGAGGAGCUCAAGCUCGGUCAGGAUGGCGCCGGCUUCAAGAGACUGAAGCCAUAGCCCGAGGUGGCGCGCCGCUCCCCGCUCCGCUCGCCGCGACUGUCGUCGCCGCGGGUGGCGCCGCGCUACUGAGCGGCCGCGGGCCCGCGCGCGCUUCACUCCCCCCUCCCCGGCGCGGCGUCUCUGUCGCACGCGCCCGGGAACGCAUCCUUCUCGCUCGCACACGGAAUAGUUACCCCGGCUGGGUGAUGUGAACUUUGCACUGU
This is a messenger RNA of Ostrinia furnacalis (Asian corn borer), 4600 nucleotides long. Its product is annotated as Ig-like and fibronectin type-III domain-containing protein 2. Gene Ontology annotation, molecular function: protein binding. The coding region runs from base 147 to 4394 and encodes 1415 amino acids. Lineage: Eukaryota; Metazoa; Arthropoda; Insecta; Lepidoptera; Crambidae. The record is from RefSeq and is a predicted model, not a curated record. The transcript is spliced from 27 exons.